AUGUGUAUCAUCCAACGCUACACGGCGUGGCACUGCGGUUGCCACAUCGAGGAAAGCGACCCGGCAUUGGUCAAAAUAUGCAUCGCAAAGGCUCGCAACGCAGAAGCCAAGUGCACGCUGUACGUCGUCCCGGCAUUUAGUGAGGAUCUCCCUGUUCCAUGCGAUUGCCCAAGCCCGCAAGAGAGCUGUAACAGCAGCAGCAGUAGCAGCAGCGACAGCGGAGACAGCGUCGAAGAUAUGGUUGAACCCAAGGCAGGCCAAAACGGCGGCGCCGGCAUUAUCGAGUGCGAUGGCGGGCCUGUUGGUAUCGUUGACCACGAUAGCAGCGGCAACAGCAUACCGGGCCCCAAAGAAUUGGAAGACAUCAUCACCGAGACUUUUCGUGUCAGCCCUACGGCCGCACCCAAAGAGCCAAGCCAGGGGGGGCUCUCCACUAGCGGAUUGUCUCAGACGUUGGACGCGUCUGAAGGCGCCAACUCUGAGCUCAACGAUAAUGGUACCAUCGUGGACAACUGCAGCGAGGAUGCAGAUGCCGGUGACGCAGACGGAUGGCAUGACAAGAGCAUCGAAGACGAGAUACUCGCUGACGACAUCCAGUCGAGGCGCCUCCAAGCGGCUACCUCGCCGCGCAUGUGCCCCGAACAUGAAGCCAAGUUCGAGAACCUUGCCAACGCCUACUGGCGCAGCGAGACCCUUUGGCUGCGACCCAAGAUGCUCAACCACGGCCGGCGUGCGUAUCAGGAUCUGGUGCUCGCGCAACGCUGUGCUGACCGGCUCUGGGAGUUGUACCUCGUGUGGAAGUUUUUCAACGGUGGCGACCCGCACGGCGCUGCCAUCGUGACUGGCCCGGAUUUCCAACCACUCUACCGCACCAGCAGCGGCGCCAACGAGGUUUGUGACGACGACAAUACCACGCGAAACCUGAAGGGCGUCGCGGAGGUAGAUGCGAGCCGCACGCUGCGAGCCGUUUCCAACUUGGGUGACGUCACCUACCGCGUCCUCCGUUGGGCGCUCGAUGAUCUCUUGACGGUACUCCGCGACAUGCUACAUCCGAGCGAGAUGCUAGCUUGA
Molecule: messenger RNA, 1071 nt
Organism: Sporothrix brasiliensis 5110
Lineage: Eukaryota; Fungi; Ascomycota; Sordariomycetes; Ophiostomatales; Ophiostomataceae
Exons: 1
Coding region: 1-1071 (356 amino acids)
Source: RefSeq, a predicted model, not a curated record